This is a messenger RNA of Rodentolepis nana, 243 nucleotides long. The record is from the annotation of a GenBank genome assembly. Lineage: Eukaryota; Metazoa; Platyhelminthes; Cestoda; Cyclophyllidea; Hymenolepididae.
AUGCGUAGUUCUUCCAGGGGAUUGAAGUACUUCUGCAUUCUAUACUCCCCCUUCCACUUUCUUGAGGUUCGAAUUCGUUCACGCCUAUUGUCCGGCGAACAUGACGAAGUCCACUCUCCAACUCCAACAAUCCCGCCUCAGCAGUUCCAAUACCUGUCCCACCUCUACCCAAAAUUCUGUUACACUAAGGCCGAAGGUCUAUCUUCCCCUCUCAACUGGUUGGUAUUAUACAUUAACCUUUAG